Caenorhabditis auriculariae is the source of this 2628-nucleotide messenger RNA. NCBI's taxonomy places the organism in Eukaryota, Metazoa, Nematoda, Chromadorea, Rhabditida, Rhabditidae. The record is from the annotation of a GenBank genome assembly.
AUGUUCAUUGGUGGGUAGUUCUUACUUUUAAUCGUGACAAAUUUCUAAAUUCACUCCAAAAAAAUUGGAUCUGAAUCUCAAAUUAUACACAUUUUUUUAAUUCAAAGUUUUUUUAAAGCUUUUUUUAUGACGUGAAAUUGUUCUGAAUGACCAGAAAUUGAAAAAUUAUUGAGUCAAAAUUUUUCAUAAAUAGACUUUUUAUCCGUAUUUUUGUUCAAUAUAACAACACAUUUCAGGAAGGCUACCCACUACCGUGCGGAGUUUGGCUCAAAAAAACGAAACCAAAGUCGUUUCAGGAACUUAUCAGGUUAAACAUUUUUGAAUCAAAAAAACCUUGAAAAAGAAGUUCCUCGAAGAAAAAAACCUAAAAAAAUUAUCAAAAAAAUCAGAAAAAAAUAAAAAAAUGACUUUUUAAAGAUUGAAAAAAAUAUGAAGUUUAAUCAAAGCCUACAGAAGCAAUCUACUCAAAAAUCAUCUCCGAUCUCUCAGAUUUUUGUUUUAGAAUCAAUGACAAGAAAAUAUUUGAGCACGACUUGCUACUUGAGAUCUUCGAAAAUUGGACUUUUCAGUUAAGAGAAAAAAAUAUGUAGGUUUCAGGUUUUGAAAAAGAUGAUAAAGAGCUUAACCAUGCAGUUAUGACGGGAGAAAUUCAAAAUUCCAAGCCUAAAUCGGAAUUAUCUCAUCUAGAACUCUGGAACACCCGUAGGCUAGAACCCACCUCGAUAAUUGCGAAGGAAAAAUAAAAUUCAAAAUGUACUGAAAUUGGUCGCAGUCUGGGGUUAGUAGGCCCGGGGUUGGAUCUAGCCCCAGUAUUGUCUCAAAUCUUGAUUUGCAGUUGAACAGCGGGGUCGUCGAGAUGUUCUGCUCGUUCUCCUCACUUCCAGAGCCAGUGACAGUUCAGUGGAUGUUCAGACCGAGUGAGGGUCUGCCACAGUGGCGCGAGUUCGCUUGUGCCAGCAAGGAGGAGAAGAAAAUUUGCAAGUUGGUUCUUUUUGAUUGUAAGAUUUCAAGGGAACACUUCUAAAUUCGAUAAAUAUUUCGAGGAAAAGAGUCUUUUUCAGUAUUACAAAACGCUUUACAAGACAAAACGCUGUAUAAACCUCCUAACCAGGAUUUUUUUCAAGUUGAAAAUGGGAAAAAUAAAGAGAAAAGAUCAAAUUUCAAGCCAAAAAGCUGAAAAAUUUACAGAUUUGUAGAGUAUAUCCCAAUAUCCCAAGCUAUUUUUCCGAAAAGUUUCCAAAAUUAUAAUAUUUUUCAAGAAGCGAAGAGAAACUCGUGGAAUCUCGGUGCACCCUCCGUACAAACCAACUACAAAUGAGCGGGAGUUAUCGUUGCUACGCCACGAUUCCGAAUCAAGUCGAGGCCAGGUACAAGGCCUACAGGUUAGUCGGACAAACCGUACCUUGUUUCAUUAGGGUGGCUGAUCGAAACAUACUCUGAUGCUCAUUGAAUCAAAAACGGGUUUUAAUAUCCAGACAGGUAAAUCUAGACAGUUUACUAGAUUUGAUGUUUUUCGGCUCUUUGAAUUCUUUUCGUCCUCAGAAAGGUACUCAACCUGGGGCUAACACGGACUCAUCUUCAGUUAAAAAAAAACUUAGAAAGAACCCAAUAAUUCUCUCGUCUCAUUUUCUGGAUUUGAUUCAUACAAAAAUUAUCGCCGCGAGCGGAAUUAUUGGUUGAAAAUUUAAAAGUCUUUUCCAUAUGAAAAAAAAAUUAAUUAUUCAUAUACUUCAAACGGUGCACGAGAACACGAUCUUCUCAGUUCAAAGAACCAUCUCAAAAAGCAUUUUCUUACAAGUUUUAAAUUACAAAAAACGACAUUUUUGAUUAUUUUUCUUGCAGUUCCGAGUUCAACGUGAACGUUGUCGGGAUCGAAGAGCCGAAGCUGAUCGAUUAUCAUUUGCCGUAUCACAGAGAGGGCCAUAUUGAACUGGAAGUAAGUUUGGCAAAAAAAAAAGCUUUUCUUUUCCUCACACUUCCAUCUUUGUCUGAUUGAACUUUAAAAAUGAAGAAAAACCAACUAUUCGAGUCAGCUAACUGUUUCCAACAUACAUACUUCGAUUCUCAAAUCACUUAGGUUUGCGCCAACCCACGCCCUGAGCUCUUCUGGGUCACAGAAGAAGGAAUUCUCAGGCCACAGGAACGAUCUCAUCGCUUCGCCACUACUUCUUUGUUACCAAGAAAGGUUUUUUUUCACGUAUCUACUUUUAAAUCUUUUUAUCUCAUUGAAAAAAUACCACUAAAAUUUCAUUCCUUGAAUUAAGCGCGUACUUCUCACGUUCAAUUAUGUAAAAGAUUAGGAAAAAUCACAGUCCACAAAGUCUUUUCAUGCGAUGCACUGAAAUGCCUCUGAUCUAGAGGUAUACUGAAAGGGUUUUUGGCCAGGAAGAGAGAAGCUUGCACUGAAUAGGUUAUACUCGAAUAUCUAACUCGCAGGUGAUUCCGAGAGCCGGCGGCCCGGCGACCUCCCUGCCCUACUGUUACGCGACGCGAAUGAUCGUCCAUCGGUCCCACGCCAACGACACCUUCCGGCUGGUCGUCCGCGGCGAGCUCGAGACCAAGAUGGAGCGAAUCAACGUUCGCGUCGUCAAUGUUCCCAAGGCGGGUUCUCGAAGCGAAUUGGAAUGA